AUGGGCAAGACUACCCCCACAUACAGCCAGUUUGGCUGCAUUGGCUCUGGCUUUUCUGCCAUUGGCCUGGGCGCGACUCUGAAGCGAUGGUACGGCAUCACCGAUAUCCAGUUCUUCGAGAGGCACUCCGACUUGGGGGGCACUUGGUGGGCGAACAAAUACCCAGGAUGUGCCUGCGAUGUUCCCAGCAUCCUGUACAGCUUUUCCUUUGCGCCAAACCCCAAAUGGAGCCAAGUUCUCGCCACCGCCGACGAGCUCUGGCAAUACUUGAAAUAUGUCGCCAACCAGUACGAUUUGGAGAGCAAGAUGACGUUUCGGGCAGAGGUUUCCCGCUGCGAGUGGAGGGAACAGACGAAACGGUGGAGAAUGUACAUUCGAAACUUGGACACGGGCGAAACCCUCGUCCACGAGUGCCAGUUCCUCUUUGGCGCUACCGGAAUCUUGGUGAAGCCUAGACCGUGCGAUAUCCCCGGCGCCGACUCCUUCAAGGGUCCUCUGUUCCAUUCCGCCGAAUGGAGACAGGACGUGGACGUGACGGGCAAGAAUGUCGUCCUGGUAGGCAACGGCUGCACGGCGUCGCAAAUCGUCCCUGCCAUUGUCAACAAGACCAAGCAUCUGAGCCAGUUUGUGCGCUCCAAGCAUUGGAUCAUCCCGCCCAUCAACGUCCCAUACACCAAGUUUUGGCAGACCCUGUUCGAGCAUGUCCCCGGGGUGCUUGCCUUCUUCCGCUUCAGCAUCUUCAUGUACGCUGAAAACGACAUGAGAGGAUUCUUCAUGACCAAGGCCGGCGAGGCAUAUAGGAAGCACUACGAGGGCGUUGCCACCAGAUACAUAAAGAAGACCGCUCCCGCCAAAUACCACGACAUGCUGAUCCCCGACUUUUCCCUGGGGUGCAAGCGGCGGAUCUACGACCCCGGCUACUGCAAGGCUCUGCACGCCACCAACUUGACUGUGUCGCAGGAGCCCAUUGUAGAGAUUGUGCCGGAAGGUGUCCGCACCAGGGACGGGAACGUGACCGAGGCGGAUGUCAUUGUCCUGGCCAACGGCUUCGACACCAAUGAAUUCAUGGCCGGCAUCGAGGUUGUCGGCAGAAGCGGCAAGACCAUCAAUGAGCAUUGGGAAUCCUGGGACGGGCCAGAAGCUUACGCUUGCUCGGCUCUGAAUGACUUUCCCAACUUUUUCAUGCUUCUAGGCAAGUUGCCCCCCCUUAAAACUGUAGGUCCCAACACUGCCACGGGUCACACAUCCACCAUCUUGGCUGCUGAAAACAACAUCAACUACGCCCUGCGAGUCAUCAAGCCGGUUCUCGAUGGAGAGGCCCAGUUUGCCGAAGUAAGGCGCGACGCCGAGGAGAGGUACUCGCGAGAGAUGCAAGCAGCGCUCAAGAACACCGUUUGGUUCUCGGGCUGCCACAGCUGGUAUAACAAGGAGGAUGCGGACGGCAACAAGUGGAAUGCCAUGACGUAUCCCAAGUUUCAGCCGCAAUUCUGGUGGGAGAGCAUGUUCCCCGUGUACAGCGACUGGAUUUAUGAGCCUACUCCUGCUGCCGCUCGUUUGAGAGCCCGACGAAGGUUGUUGGGCCUGGUGCGGUGGGCGUUGGUGUUUGUGGCCGGUUUCGGGGUCAGUCUCGCGGCGAGGAAAUAUUGGCACAUUUUGUCCCAGCUUGGGCCUCUGACUAGGCUUUCUAUUAUGCAGCUGAGACAAAAGUACAAGGUUUAG
Molecule: messenger RNA, 1719 nt
Organism: Metarhizium robertsii ARSEF 23
Lineage: Eukaryota; Fungi; Ascomycota; Sordariomycetes; Hypocreales; Clavicipitaceae
Product: NAD-dependent 15-hydroxyprostaglandin dehydrogenase
Exons: 4
Coding region: 1-1719 (572 amino acids)
Molecular function (GO): NADP binding; N,N-dimethylaniline monooxygenase activity; flavin adenine dinucleotide binding
Source: RefSeq, a predicted model, not a curated record